Molecule: messenger RNA, 3893 nt
Organism: Linum trigynum
Lineage: Eukaryota; Viridiplantae; Streptophyta; Magnoliopsida; Malpighiales; Linaceae
Source: the annotation of a GenBank genome assembly
CGCCAAAGAGAGUUGCUCAGGGAUGUCUAGGUCCUUAUCAACUGCAGUUUCUUACUCUACAAAUACAAAUCCACAUUGGUUCGAUGGAACAAACUAUACAGUCUGGAAAAAGAGAAUGCGGAUUUACCUUCGUGGAGUUGAUGGGGAGUUGUGGGCAGUUGUGAGGAAAGGACAUGUUCCUAUGGAAGAUGAAGAUGAAGAAGAGUGGAAAGAAGAGCAGAAAAUAUUAUCACUGCUCGAUUCAAGAGCUAUGCACAUCUUGCUUUCAGCACUCUAUCCUAAAGAACGGAGUCAAGUUGCUCAAUGUGAGUCUGCUAAGGAGAUUUGGGAGUCUCUUCAGACUACCCAUGAAGAUACGCCUGAAGUCAAAGACAGUAGAAUUGAUGUUUUGUUAAAUGAAUAUGAAUCCUUUGAAAUGAGUUCUGGAGAAUCAAUAUCUAGCAUGUACAAACGGUUUAAUGACUUGAUCAACAGACUAAAGGGUCUAGGGAAAAUGUUUGAGACAAUAGAUCUAGUUAGAAAGAUUUUAAGGUGUUUACCUAGAGAAUGGCUACCUAAGCGAACUGCAAUUGAGGAAGCUAAGGAUUUGAAUACUCUGUCUAUUGAAAGAUUGGUUGGAUCACUACUAAGUCAUGAAGAAGUUAUAAUUCAAAUGAACAAAGAUGACCAUAGAAGAAGAAAAGUCAUUGCUUUUAAGGCUCAAGAAUAUGACAGUGAUUCUGAGGUAGAUAUGGGGGAAGAAUUUGAAAAAGAAUUUGCUCCUGUAAGUAGAAACUUUCAUCGUAUGCUCAAAAUGAAAAAGGAUUUUAAAGCAAAAAGAGCAUAGCGAGACUCUAGACACGUUAACAAUCAGUUUCCUGAUCACAAAAAGGAAAGGGAAGAAAUUGAAAGAGUUCCUACCAAAGCAAAUGAAAGAUACACCUCAUAUAGACCAUACCUUGAUAAAAGCACUCCAAGGUCAUAUGAUAGACCUUCUGAAGGUCGAGAAAGGUCGAGAAAGGUGAAAAUGAUCUGACCAUCUGCUAUAAGUGUGGCAAGACAGGGCAUAUUCGAUCUAAGUGUCCUAUAGGAGCCAGAGCUAAGGAAAAAGCAUUGACAGCUUCUUGGAGUGACUUCGGCUCUGAAGAAGAACAAGAAGUCAAAAAUCUUGCGUACAUGGCCUUUGCAACCAAAAGUGAGCAUGAUUAUCAAUCCUCAAGCAGCAACGAUCAACUGCCUCCUUCGUGCUAUAAGGUAAUCAGUGACUCUGAAUCAGAAAAAGACAAUGAUACAGACAAUAUCUUUGAAUCAAACACUGAUUUUCUUAAUGCCCUGACAAACUUGCAAGAUGAAUGUAAAAGACUCAAAAGUAAGUAUUGUUUGCUUAUGACUGAUAAUCAGGCAUUAAAAAGGGAAAUCCUUACCCUAAAUAGAUCUUUGAGCCUCCAGAAUGAAUGUCAUGAGAAACUGAAUAAGCAAAUAUUUGAUCUUACAAAUGAAAAUCAAAGGCUAAAUGAUUUGCUUAAAACGAAACCUAGCCUUUCGUUUUACUUCACUAAGAAAAAUAAAAAUAACUACCCUCAGGACAGAAAAUAUAUGAAAUAUCAUGUUAUUUACACAUGCUUUUAUUGUAAAAGAAAUGGCCACUUGGCAAAAUUCUACUAUGAUCUGCAAGAUCUGAGAAAACCUGGUAUAUCCAAAACAUUUUGGGUACCAAAAUGUACUAACCUAUGAUUGAUUGCAGAGUUUGGGAGAAAAUGAGAACAUAUGGUUUUUGGACAGUGGUUGCUCCCACCACAUGACAUGUAAAAAGGAAUUGUUUUCUUCUUUAAAUUACAAAAGGGGUGGUAAGGUAGUAUUUGGAGAUGAUCGAGUAGGGAUAAUAAUGAGAAAUGGUACAAUUGGUAAGAACCCUCUUCGUACUAUCAGAGAUGUUUUAUUUGUCAAGGGAUUGAAACAUAAUCUUCUUUCUAUAAGUCAACUUUGCAGCACUGAAAACAUAGCUAUAUUUGAGUCAGAUUCAUGUCAGAUCAUCAGGAUAAAAGACAAUAAACUGCUAUUCCGUAGAACUAAGAAAAACAAUAUGUAUGUUGUUAAUCUGAACUGUCUGAAAACUUUCAACGAAACUUGCUUUCAAGCUAAUUUGCAUGAUGUUGAAAUGCUUUGGCAUAGAAAACUAGGGCAUGUUUGUUUGUCAAAGUUAUCUAAAUUGUCCAUAAUGAAGUCAGCCAGAGGGAUUCCUGUUUUGAAAGAAAAUUCCAAGUUCUUCUGUGAUGCUUGUGUAGGAGGUAAACUAGCUAAGAAAAGUUUUAAAUCUAAAAGAGACAUAACCACCUCUGAACCAUAUGAACUAAUCCAUAUGGACCUAUUUGGACCUACUAACGUAGCUAGUCUUGGUGGUAAGUCAUAUGCUUUUGUGUUGGUUGAUGAUUUUUCUAGAUAUACUUGGGUUUACUUGCUUGCAUCAAAAGAUGAAGCCUUUGGUAGCUUUAGAAUGUUUGUGAAGCGAAUACUAAAUGAAUCUGACAAAGGUAUCAAAUCAAUUCGAAGUGACAAUGGGGGAGAGUUCAUUUCAGAUCAGUUUGAAGAAUUAUGUUAUGAAAGAGGUAUUAACCACACUUUCUCUGCACCAAGAACACCUCAACAAAAUGGUGUUGUGGAGAGAAAGAAUAGAACAAUAAUUGAAGAUGCUAGAACAAUGCUCUUGGAAUAUGGUACACCUAGGGUUCGUUUGGAUUAGGGAAUGUGUAAAUGAGGGAUUUGGAUUAAAAUCUCUCAAUUAAAAACCCAGGUAUUUCAAACGUGGGAUUUGAUCCAAAUAACAUGUUUGGGAAUAGAUGAAGGAUUUUAAUUAAAAACUAAAGUUACAGUUAUACCCAUCCCUAAUCCCUAAGGAAGAAUAAGAAAGGAAGAACAAAAGGAGGGGCAGAGUUUGGAAAAGAAUGAGAAAAAAUGAGUGAUUGUGAAAUAGCUGAUCCCCAUCAGGUAUUUUAAAAACUCUCAUAUGAGGGAUUUAGAAUUUCCUCAUGCCCACAAUCUCUCACCUUUCCAAACGCAGAAUUGUUUUAAAAUCCUGCACAACGAGAGAUUGUUUUAAAAUCACUCAUAAAUCCCUCAUCACAUUCACUAAUCCAAACCACCCCCUAAAGUUUUCUGGGGUGAAGCUGUAAUGACAGCAGUUCAUGUGAUCAACAGAGUACUUGUUAGAAAGACUAUAAAUAAAACCCCUUAUGAAAUCUUAAAACAAAAAACACCAAACGUAGGAUACUUUCAUCCUUUUGGGUGUAAAUGCUUCAUUCUAAAUACAAAGGAUCACCUCUAUAAAUUUGAUGCCAAAUCUGAACAGGCCAUAUUUCUGGGAUACUCAACUAAAGGUCAGGCUUACAGAGUAUAUAAUUUUAGAUCAAAAAGGGUUGAGGAAUCCGUGUUUGUUAAGUUUUAUGAAUCUAUGGGUACUUACAAAGUCUCUGCCGAGAGCAUAGAUUUUCUAUUUCCUGUUUCAGCAGAAGAACAAGACACUGAGGAAAUUGAGGCCUCAAAGGAAACACAAGAUAACAAAAGUGAACCAGGAAAUGGAUCUAGAAAAGAAGAGAAAAAAGAGGCUCCUGCACAUAUCCAAAAACGACAUCCUCCCUCACAAAUCAUAGGGCAACUUAAAGAUGGUGUACACACCAGAGGUAAUUACCAACCAGGUCAGUAUGCCUUUGUUUCUUUACUAGAACCAAGGAAUUAUAAAGAAGCACUAACUGAUGAUGAGUGGUUGUGUGCUAUGCAAGAAGAAUUACUUCAAUUUGCUAGGUUGCAUGCUUGGGAACUUGUUCGUCGCCCAUUAGAUUGUUUAAUCAUAGGAACAAAGUGGGUUUUCAUAAAUAAAACUGAUGAAGAAGGCCAAGUAAUUAAAAAUAAAGCCAGAU